GAUAACAUAACGUGUGUCCUGCCAUUGGUCCAGCUGACAACUGCAUACUGCUAUGACAAAUUUCGGUGUAGGAAUGCCGAGAUAGUUUGAUAUGAACCACGGAAAUAACUCAGAUUGUAGUAGACAAGGACAAGCAGCAGCCCGCGGUAAUGAUGAUGGAAGUUCAGACGAAGAACUCGCCCAGUUCCACAGAGGCGUUGCUGAGGCUGCUGGAGUAGUGGCAAGCACAGAACCAGUUCAAGCAGUAGCAGAGGUAACAGCUACAUCAAGAGAGGAGAGGCUUGCUCGUAAACUGAAAACCAUAGACUCAGUCACAUCACCAAGAUCAAGUAUUGAUGUUUCUGACAACGAUGGCCCAAGAGAGCCCAGAAGAAGUCCCACCAGAGAAGGAAUGCCAAUAAAAGAAAACAAUGCGCCAAGGAAUUUUUCUCAGAGCACUUCAUCUGCUUUCGCUCCAGCAACAUACAGAGUUACUCCAAGAAUGUCAUCAUCUGUUAUUUCAAGUAGAUAUGGUUCAUCUAUGUCACUACCAGACAGGGUGACACUUGUAGUUGAUGAAACUAGAUUUGUCACAGAUCCACAGUUAUUCCUCAAAAUGCCUGAUACCAUGCUUGGAAGAAUGUUCACUUCACAUUCAGACUAUAUGAAGGCAAAUGAAAAAGGGGAGUUUGAAGUUGCCAAAGGUUUAUCAUCUGCUGUAUUCAAAAUUAUCAUGGAAUUUUAUAAAAAGGGAACAAUGACUUGCACACCAAAUGUGACAAUACCUGAACUGAGAGAAGCAUGCGAUUACUUGCUGAUACCAUUUGAUGCUGGCAUAAUAAAAUGCCAAAAUUUAUGCGAUCUUCUGCAUGAAAUCUCAAAUGAAGGUGCAAGGGAGCAAUUCAAGUAUCAGUUUCUUGAACAACAUAUUCUACCUGUCAUGAUUUCUUGUGCAAAGCGAGGAAACAGAGAGUGUCAUUUGGUUGUCCUUCAAGACGACGACACAGUUCAAUGGGAUGAAGAUUAUCCACCAAACAUGGGGGAGGAAUUUGUUGAAAUCAUUCAUAGUACCCCGUUGCUGCGCUUUUUCAAAUACUUUGAGAACAGGGACGUUGCGAAGGAGGUACUCAAAGACCGUGGACUAAAAAAGGUCAAACUCGGUAUUGAAGGGUACCCGACACAUAUGGAAAAGCUGAAAUUUAAACCCAAUGGCGGAAAGCCAGAAGUGAUAUAUAAUUACAUACAACGACCGUUUGUGCAUAUGUCUUGGGAGAAAGAAGAAAGCAAGAGUCGACAUGUCGAUUUUCAGUGCGUCAAGCCCAAGCAUUCAUCUGGACAUCGUGGCAUGGUUGAUGAUCUGGAUGCCCCCAUUGAAAAUGGCUUUCAAGCACCCCCUGCUCAACAUGGGGGACCUUCAGAUCCCCCAAAUGAUGUGUGGAGGGAAGAAGUACAAUGAUCCUAAAGCUGCAGUAGUUCGCUCACCGUUGCAAUGAAACAGCCGGGAACGUUAAUCUCCAACAUAAUCACGUUUGACCAGCUGUAUGGAAAGAAAACGUUCUGUUGGAUUUUCUGGUCAGGAAAAUCAGUUACCAAGUUACCAUCUCUUGUUACAUUUGAACGACAUAGUUAGGUCAUCUUAGCAAAUUGGCUUAAACUCUCGCAUCAUGUGGUUCAGUUAUUUAUACUCUGAGGCCUUAUAUGCGACAGGUACAUUGUGAGCAGCCAUGUUUGUAUAUAGGGCUUCAUCUCCUAGCAACAGCAGAUAAGGGUGCCCUGUUGAUAGAGCUUCGUUUGGAGGCUUUGCCUGGAAGAGAGAUUACACCUACAAUCUGAUCUCAAGUUGUUUAUUAAAUUUGCUGCAAUGUAUCUUGAAUGGACACGCUAGAAUUAUUUUGUUCUAGGGGUUAAAUUAAAUUGAAUUUCUAAAUAAUUUUAGAUGUAAAUUCCUUUACAAUCAAUGAAAUAUAUUAUUUACAUGAA
Molecule: messenger RNA, 1959 nt
Organism: Rhopilema esculentum
Lineage: Eukaryota; Metazoa; Cnidaria; Scyphozoa; Rhizostomeae; Rhizostomatidae
Product: BTB/POZ domain-containing protein KCTD20
Biological process (GO): positive regulation of phosphorylation
Cellular component (GO): cytoplasm
Source: RefSeq, a predicted model, not a curated record